AUGAUUCUCUGUGUUGGCGCUCGACUUUUCUCUAAAUACAAUGUGAUACGACGAAUCACUCUUGACGAUGUACUGAUUGGAGUUACCAUGGUCUUCGCAAUUGCGCACACCUACGCUUUAUCUAUGAUGGUUGUCAAUGGGCUUGGGAGGCCCCAAGAAAGCCUGAACGAUGAUAUGAUUGAGGAUUUUGAGCAAUAUGGCUAUGUCUCGCAACUUCUAUACAUCCCAGCACUUUGUCUUGCAAAGCUCUCAACCCUUGUCUACCUCAGAGCAUUAUCCCCGGACACACCAUAUGUAUAUUCGAACAUCGCAGUCGAAAUAUUUGUUGUCUUGUGGGCUAUCAGUGCCGAACUUGCCAUCGCUUUUCAAUGUAGUCUGCCAACUGCUUGGGCAAUUAUCACGACAAAGUGUUUCAAUGUCGUCCCUUUCUGGAACACAACCGGAACUUUCGAUAUCCUCACAGAUCUGGCGAUCAUCGCACUACCGAUAUAUCUUCUUUGGGCUGUCCAAAUGCCAAGAUCGAAGAAGUUACUGGUUUUCCUAGUCUUUGGAACUCGGAUCUUCAUCACCCCACUAACAAUAAUGCGAAUCUAUUUCUUCAACACUAUCAGCUCUCCCUCCCUUCCAGACCAAACACUCACAUCCUACCACGCCUAUCUAGCAACCACAAUCCAACUAAACUUCGCAAUCUUCGUCGCCUGUUUUCCCUUCCUCAAACCUUUCAUGGAAAGCAUGUCUUCGGGCGGAUUUGCCUCAACUCUAAAGCCAAUGGACAGUUCUUAUGGAGCCGGUAGCAAGUUCAGCACCUUUAUAUCCGGAAACUCGAGUCGAAAGGCGUCCAAACCGAAAGGCAGCUAUAUGAUGGACAGCGUCACCGACUCGAGAGCUUCUCGAUCUCAUAAUUUUUCGGAUAUGCAUGUCAACGCACUCGAGCUUCCAGAUACUCCUCGAGACGAUGUUGAUAAGUCGCCUAGCUUCCACUUUGGUCUGACUGGUGGGUCACCAGGAGACCUAGGUACGCUGAGGCCUGACAAAGUUACGAGUUUCAGUCACAUAGGACGAGUGACGCCAGAGAGGAGCUCGGCGAGAAGUUCCAUUGGAAGUGAUAAGAUGAUCAUCAAGCGCACCACGGGCUGGCAAGUGCAAGAGUCGUAUGAGUAUGAUCGAGGAGCUGAGUAUGGAGAGGGUAUAUCGAAGGUCGAUGAUGAGAUUACGCCUGUGCCUACAUGA
Messenger RNA from Mollisia scopiformis, 1230 nucleotides. RefSeq lists its product as uncharacterized. The transcript has 4 exons. Lineage: Eukaryota; Fungi; Ascomycota; Leotiomycetes; Helotiales; Mollisiaceae. The coding region runs from base 1 to 1230 and encodes 409 amino acids. The record is from RefSeq and is a predicted model, not a curated record.